UCCAUGCUGUCGAAUCUACUCCCAAACAUGUCGCGGCCGUGCAGCUGGGGGUAUUGACUGCCGCGGGCAUAGCCAAAGAGCCCCGCUAUAGGCUUCUUUAAAUUCUUUUUUUUUUCUCACGGCACCUGAAUGCACCACAAGAGGAGCUGGGCGAUUUGUGUUGUGACGCGCAGUCGUGGAGGCGUGCCUCUCAGGAAAACAACUGGGGGAACAACAACAGAGCAGGGGGUGGCUCCGACCGGGGAAGUCUUUAGGCCAGUUGUGCUUAGACUUGAUUGGGACAGGCGACCGCUUAAAAUCGAAAGGGCACUACAUCAGGGCUGCGGCGGCGAGUCCAUGCUUGCUGAGUCCUGAGGCGCUAGACCAGGGGGGCGGCGAGGGAGAGAGCAAGAGGAGGAGGAGGAGGAGGAUGUGACAGGGCAGAGGUCCUGUGCGACGCCCGCAGUUGUGUUGCGCUCCCCGACGACGGGAACACCGCGACCACCUCCUCCAUUCUCCCGCGCGUCUUUGUCCGGUUUGAGCGACCGGCUGAACCACCAGCAGAGUGGCAUGUGGGUCAGCUCCGGAACCGUCGGAAGGGCCUUCUCCAUGGAUAUAGACACAGACUAUGAGCGGCCCAAUGUGGAAACCAUUAAAUGUGUAGUGGUAGGGGAUAACGCAGUAGGCAAGACCAGGCUAAUCUGUGCCCGUGCCUGCAAUGCCACCCUCACACAGUAUCAGCUGCUUGCCACCCACGUGCCAACCGUCUGGGCCAUCGACCAAUACCGUGUAUGCCAGGAGGUGUUAGAAAGAUCUCGUGAUGUAGUCGAUGAGGUCAGUGUGUCCCUGAGGCUAUGGGACACAUUUGGGGAUCAUCACAAAGACAGACGAUUUGCUUAUGGCAGGUCUGACGUAGUGGUGCUUUGCUUCUCACUGGCCAAUCCCAAUUCCUUGCGCCACGUCCGCACCAUGUGGUUCCCGGAGAUCAAGCACUUCUGUCCCCGGACCCCAAUCAUCCUGGUCGGCUGCCAGCUGGAUCUGCGCUAUGCCGACCUGGAUGCAGUUAACCGUGCACGACGACCCCUGGCCAAACCCAUCAAACCUACAGAUAUCCUUCCUCCAGAGAGAGGCCAUGAGGUGGCAAAGGAACUUGGGAUACCCUAUUAUGAGACCAGCAUUGUUGCCCAGUUUGGAGUCAAAGAUGUUUUUGACAAUGCCAUCCGAGCCGCCCUGAUUUCCCGUCGACACCUCCAGUUCUGGAAGUCCCACCUCAAAAAGGUCCAGAGGCCCCUUCUCCAGGCACCCUUCCUGCCUCCUCGCCCACCACGACCCAUAGUGGGCAUCCCUGACCCCCCUCCCGCGGGUGGCGAGGGCCCUGAUUCCCUUUUCUGCCAGCCACUGUGUGCAGAUGUUCUUUUCCUUCUGCACGGUGGCACUACUCGCGUCUUUGCACACAAAGUGUAUCUGGCUACAUCCUGCUCCAAGUUCUAUGACCUCUUCACCCUUGAUCUUGGUGGAUCAUCUGUGGCGCCGAGGGGGGAGGAGGAGGAGAGCAAGGAAAACUUGGAGAGUGGGGAGGAAGAUGAGCAGAGCAGGAGAGGAGCCAAGGAGCAAGCUGGGCGCACUAAGAGCCUGGACAUUGAUAAAGACGGGGUUGACGGAGGAGUUCGGGGCCUGAAUCGACCCCAGCUGCUCCAGCAGGGCUCUUUGAGGACUUCCCAGAGUGAUAAUGCGCUCCCGUCUCGAGCCCAGUACUCCCUGGGAGCACUAGGGACUGGUCGAGCACUUUCAGGAUGGGGGAGGGGGUUCCUGAGUGUGUGUCUGGAGCACGUUGAUGAUCCGAUGACUGGACGACCACGACUCAUGACUGUGGUAGCCAUGGAUGCGCUCAUACAGGAAGAACCAUUCAAGGCCGUGCUUCAGUACCUGUACACAGGCAGUCUGGAUGAGGGCCGAGGGGAUCUGAUGCAGGUGGCCACCAUAGCAGAGCUACUUGAGGUGUUCGACCUGCGGAUGAUGGUCGCCAAUGUUCUGAACAGAGAAAGCUUCAUGAACCAGGAGAUCACCAAGGCCUUCCAUGUCCGCAGAGCCAACCGCAUCAAGGAGUGUCUCAAUAAAGGGACCUUUGCUGAUGUGGUGUUCCGGCUGGACGAUGGCUGCCUCCCGGCCCACAAGCCCCUGCUCAUCUCUAGCUGCGACUGGAUGGCUGCCAUGUUCCGCGGCUCUUUCAUGGAAAGCUACAUCGAGGAGGUAUCCAUUCCUAACACCAGUACAGCCUGUAUGCGUGGGGUGCUGGAGUUCCUGUACUGUGGUCUGCUGACACCCUGUCCUGGUCUAGAGCCAAUGGAACUGAUUGUUCUGGCCAACCGUCUCUGUUUGCCGCGCCUUGUCGCUCUCACAGAGCAGCACGCUGUGGAUGAGCUUCUCCAGUUGGCAGUGAAAGGAGUUGACAUUGAUGGACAGGUGUUGGCUUACCUCGAAAUUGCACAGUUUCACAAUGCCAAGCAACUAUCAGCUUGGUGUCUCCAUCACAUCUGCACUAACUACAACAGCAUCUGCCGCAAGUUUCCCAAAGACAUGAAGGCCAUGUCUCCAGAAAACCAGAGGCACUUUGAGAAGCAGCGCUGGCCUCCUGUGUGGUUCCUGAAGGAGGAGGAUCGCUACCUGCGCUCUCAGAAGGAGCGUGAGCGCGAGGAGGAGAUCUUACGCAAGCAACACACCAAACGAGGCUGGUGUUUUUGGAGACACCCAUCCUCCUCUCCACAUGUCUCCUAAAGGGUGUCCUCCACUGACUUUUUCACCCUAAACUGGGUCAUCACACCCAGGAGACCCAACUCCCCUGUAACACAUAUAGAGGAGACUGGCUCUGAACCCAGUGGAGAAAUGACCCUCAGUGCUACUAUGCCUGAAUGUCAGCAUGUGUGGGAUAACUGUGGGUGACUUCAUGAGUGGAUUUUGGUAUGCUUGUGUGACAAGUGUGGACUUAACUGAAGGGUAUAUGCAUGGAUGUGGGGGAGUGUAUGUGUGCGCUUUGAGUGAUGCUUCCGAGUUGAGUGCUUCCCAGACACCCUGAUCUAUAAGGGCCUACGGCGUUGCAGUGCAGCCCUUUGUCCCUCCCACAAGAGCUCUGUCCCUCUACCAGCACUCACAGUGUCCCAGCCUUUGAGUGAUUGGACUGGGAGCAAGGGCUCUCUAUCUCUCUCAGUCUCCAUCCUUCACAUUGACCUUAAUGACUAUUACACAUUGACCACUGAAGCUCCUCUUGGGGAGCUUACCUCUGCCUUCACUUUUACACAGACUGUUAGCGUGCACACACAGACCCCUGCCCAAGGUCCACCCCUCUUAAACCAGCACUGGAUUCCCGGGAACUGACGCUGACAAUGUAAUUAUUAUUAUUUGAUAUUAUUUGACCUUUUUAUAUAUUUUUUUGCGCCUUCUAGGACACUGUUAUCAGGGGAAAUGGUGCACACUACUCCCAGGAAGUGUUGAGGACUUUGAUGAUUGCCCUUGCAACCGCAAAGAUCAGACUGCUAAUCUGGAGCCCAGAUAUGGGUGUAAGGGUGAUGUUAAAACUGUUAGCAAGUUGCUCCUCCAGUCAGGAGGCUUCAUCCUAGCUAUUAACCUCCAGUCUAGUCCUGAUGUGGCCCCUGGUGUUCAUCAUCCACCCCUACAGCCCCCACAGCCCCCUCCUGCACACCGCACCUGCAAAAAAGCAAAACGCAAGCUCUCCUUGAUGAGUUGGAUUCACCAACUGCACCUCAGAGACAUUCAAAGUGACCACUCUAUAGCAUUGAUGGGGGUAAAGAGGGCUAGCCUUACUUGAUACCUCUGCCAUGGAGGAAUGAUGGAUACAGUAUUAAACAAAUGCGCUUGUAACGUCCAUGAACACUAGGUUGCGUUCGAGCACCUCAGCCAGCCUGCCUUUACACCCCUACAAAACUAGGGGCAGCACUGCUCAGGGCCCCGACACUGACCUUCACACUAACAGGAGUUUUAUUGCCUGUGAUUUCUUUAUUGUAGUUUCAGUUAUUAAUCAUAAGUGUAACUUCAGUCCUUGCAAAGUGUUAGAAGAAAGCUAAAGCACAUCCACAGUGUUAUUAGUGCAUUUAAAAACUAUACCUGACUAUUAAUUUUCACCUGAUUCUAAAUACCAAAGCUGUGAUUCUUUUGAUCUCUUUCUUCCUCACUUUCUUUGUUUCUGCUUCCCUAUUUCCGAUAUUGACAAGACGGCAUGGAGGAGAGAAGAAAAAGUGGCAUGUAGGUGAAAGAGACCGUAUGAUAUAUUUGAAUCCCUCCUCGUGGUGGCACUUUCAUUCUGUGGUGUCAAGAGAAAGGUGUCACUGCUGGACAUUGCCUUCCAUUCCUCUUGCUGGAAUUGAAAAUGGUGCUUAAGACACAGUAAGACAGUGUCCACAAGAACGCACAGUCACUGAUGCGAUUUUAUGUUCACAGUUUAAGCGUCUGUCUAGUUUAGUGUUUACCUGCGACUAACAUGCAGGAAUUUAAUGUGGUAUUCAAAUUGACAAAGGAGAAUUUUUUAACCAUAAUUUUUCUUCUUCAACAGUCUGCAAGAGGUCAUAAUAGGUCACUGUUUUUAGAAUGUGUAGAUUUCUGCUUUUACAUAAAGUGGUUACAACCUUUUACUGUCUUUUGCUGCUUUUAGAUAUAUAUAUAAAAAAAAAUGUGAUCUGUUUUGCUUCCUUAACCUUAACCAGGAAAAUAAUAUUACUUUAGAUUGAAUUUGCAAUUGUGAGUGUUGUCUCAAAUUGGAAAUGGUUUGAUAUACAACUGCAUAUGAGAGCAAAUCUGAUUUUCUUGCAAAGGGUGCUACUUUCCUUGGGCUUUAUUACUUAAUGUGAAAACAAGACUUUGUGUUGAUGAGUUUCUAUUAGCACGUUGUUCUAUUUGUGGGUCUGCGCACCUCAGCUUUACCCAGGUAACUGCAGACGAUAGAUAGAUUGUGUGAGACAUGUGGUGUGUUCUGCCGUUCUCCAUGGGAGUUGUGUUAAAGUCAUUGUCAGCUACUGAAAUAGAAGUCAGAUAGGAUCUCAUGAGACCCAAGUGAGAAUUGAGCUGAUUCUGCUCUGAAAAGAGUGAAAGUGGAGUAAAAGUGAAUAAGUCUCAGUCAGCAUUACAUGCAACCUACAUAUUUUGAAAUUAUUACAUGGAUAUUUAAAUUCAUCCAAGCACAGGGCUAAAGGAAUUUAGAAAUGAGACCUAAAGAGGAGAAAGUCGGGGGACAGUUUUUGAUAGACUUUCCUGGCCUCUUUCUAGUUCCCGAUAGAAAGGAUGGCUAUUAGAUUUGUCUUAUUAAUGCUCGGUUUGACCCAUUAAGCCUCUUCUCUUGGUCCACGUGCCUUAUAGUUGGACAAAACUUAAAACUAGUUUGGGAUUUUAGCAAUAUCUUAGUUCAAACCUGCAGACAGGUUGUCUGCAGUUGCUGACAUGAUGGAUACAGUAGACAAUGGCCAUGUAUAUAAAUGUAAAAUGGAUUAUGGUGCUUUAUGCGCUCUUAGCCAUUGUCCUGCUUGAGGGGAUUUUUGAGCCAACUCAAGCCAUGCCUGUGGAGAAUCUUUAGACCUACCGCUUGUUUUAUGCGGAAAGAAAUGGCCUUGAAUCAGUCUCUUGAUAGAGUUUAGUACAGUAGGUGGGUCGAAUCACAUGGCCUUUGAUUAGUAUGCUUUUUCUAGACUGGUAAUUAUUUGGACGUAGAAGUGCUCACAUGAAGGUUGGGAUUCUCCACUCACCAGGUGAUUGAUAGGCAGUGAUAAAAAGGAAUCAGGUUGAUUCUUGCGGUGUAACUUCAAAACCACUGACUUUGAGAAAGCGAAGGUUUUUAAUGAGCACUGGCUGGCCUGUGCGCUGAGAGUUUGCAGCCACUUUUGGAAUGUGGUUAAUUUGCAUGGUGGCCUAACUUUGUCAUUAUAAUAACACUUGGUGUUGGAAUGCACUUUCUUUUUUUUUCUUUGUUUUUUACUGUACCUUCCUGUGCUUAGCAUGAAUUUUUCCUUAUGUAAGAUUUGUUCUCAACCUGAUGAUUGUAGCACAAUAUCUCCACCAGUCUUUCCAAUUUUCCCUCAACUUGCUCAGUGAGGACCUGAAUAACAUGACUUAUCCAGCUUCUUGUUUAACGUCUGCUUGGCACUGAACCGCACAGUAGCUUGCUACCCGGCUUUAAGCACAAGUCAGCUCAGCUUAAGGUAGCAUCACUAAAAAUACAACUUUAAAUAAUAUGCUGGGACAUCUACAGAUAUUUGCUUGAAAAACUAAUGCAGAGCAUCUAUUGCUGCUGUGCAGUGUUAUAGCUGUCCCUUUUAUACUGUCAUUGUAGUAAAUACAAUCAGUCAAGCUUAUUCUUGUGAUUUUUAAGAUACUGGGUAAAGGGCAUACAACUGAAAAGCAUAAUGAGCAAAAUUUCAAAUGAAAUCAAAUAUUGUAAUACACGUAUUUUAAGAAUGUCCUAAAUGGCUGAAAGCCAAGUAUAAUGUUUUGGUUUAGCCUGCAUGUAAUGUCAGAGGAAUUGGGUAAAGCAUAAUGCAUGUUUCUGGUGUUGGACAUAGGUUAGUGUACAUACAGCAAAGUUUCUUAACCUUGGGGUUCUGACAUUAUUUGGGUCACCUGAUAUGCUCAUGGAGUCAUGGGAAAUUUCUAAAAUUGAAAAGAUAAAUGAAAUACUAAUUGAGUGAGAACUGAGAAUAGUGAAAUUGAAAUGGAGUCCCAGGCCAGAAAAGGUUGAGAAACCCAGAUUUACAGAGAGGGAGAGAUGGAAAUGGAUGGAAAUUUAAAAUCUUGUUAGCUUUAUUCAACCCUCAAUAUUUUCUCCCCACGCUGACCCCUAUAGGCCCGAGUUACAUCUCGUCACAUUCUGAUGCUGGAUGUGGGGUUGUGGUAUUCAUUUGGAUUGUCUGGAUGGAUCCCAUUACAACCUUUUUACUCUCACAUUCUCCUCAGUUAUUUUAGGUGGCGCUUUUCUUCCUUCUUAGCUGGCCUGACCUCCUUUUUUUUUUUUAAUGAGGUCUAGUGACUUAGAGAACACCUUGUUUUUAGUCUUUGGUGUCUUCUUUGCCGUGCCUUCAGUGAAAUCUCACUCUUUCGGCUCUGUACAUGCUAACGGGACUGCACCUGCAGCCUCCUGGGCUCGAAUAAUAGUCGAUUAAGCCAAGAAAUACAGGUGUGAGCGCGGAAAUAAUAGCAGGCAGCUUUCUUUAAUGUACAGUAUCUUAGAGCUUGUGUAGAUUGGGUUAUGCUUAUUUAGUAUUUUUUCCGGUGUAAAACAGUUACUGGCUAUCAGGGUCAUAGUGAUAACUUCCAGUGAUAAAAUAAGAUAUGGAGCUUUACAAGUUCAGUGUGUAAUAUCACCUGUUCUAAAGCUACGCGACACAGGAUUUAAAUUACGAAAUGACCAAGAAACCCAGCAAACCAGCAAUCUUAAAAUAAUGUUUUCGCACUCUUUCAGGUGCCUGCACUUUCGAUUAUGUAGCCUAAUAUUACGUUUUUGAUAAGUAUGUUAAGUCUUUGUAUUUACCAGUUUUCUUCAACAAUAUUAAAAUAUCUUAUUACUUUUCCACUUUCUCAUGAUCUCUUUUUCGCUAAGCCAAAUUCAGUAGUGUACCCUAUUGCUUCCACUAUUUACCUGCGAUUUACUGUGUUGCAAUCAUGCAUAAAGUCAGCGUAUUUCUAGUUGGGGAACAGCAUCUGUGAACUACUGGUUGGAUUAAAGGCAGAUAUGAGCUUUGACAACUACAUAUAUUAUGCUUUAAUGAACAUAGUUGUUCUCCAAAGUACAGUACAGUGUUGUAAAUUUGAUGUGAGUCCCAGCUGGAAUUAACUUCUCACCUUAUAAUUGCUCAGCACACUGUAUCUAUUUACUAAGUUGGUGUAUACAGUACAUAGGAUUGUAUGCACGGAGAGGCCCAGGACAGGUAGAGUGUUUAUAUAGACGGACAUGGUGUAAUUAACCCCUGGUCUAUACUGUAAUUUCGAAGUGGAUCGUACAUACUAUAUAGUAUUGUUAUGCACUUUUGUUUCCAUUGGCUCAUAUGAGUUUUAUUAGCAUUUAAAAGGCAAAAGAAAGAGCACACCACACUCACAAACUAUUAAGGGCUUUCAAGAUAAUAAUCAGAAUGUUUUGCUGCUCUGCUAUUGCAAAAAAUGUUUUGAAACUAAAAAUUUGUAAUAUUUUUGAACCACUGUGAUUUAUACAAAAUUUCCAAAAUAAAAUUAGAAAGACGUUUUUUUUUUCUUUCUUGCCAUUUCAGUAUUUUGAUGUUUGACAUGGAUUUUAUUAAAACGGUUAAUCUUUCAAACUUGUCUCACAUGUUUGUUAUAUUGUGUUUUUUUGUGUAAUUCAUAGACUCUUCUGAUAUCUGAGUAUGUUCUUUGUUCCUCUUGCUGUUACUUAAUUUCAACAUACAAUGCCAGACAAUGUGAAUUUCCAGAACAGGAAGAAGGAUACAGCUUCUGUCUUGUAUUUAGAGUUUGUAAAAACAAGAAUAGCCAUGGUUUCAGAAAAUGUGAGUCAACACAUGUAUAUACUAAAGCAGAUGACUACCAAUAGACAAAAUACCAGUUACCAAUAGAAUAGUAUGACUACAGACAAAGCACACAAGACUUACUGUAGCACUAUAAAUGAAGACAUGGGAAACGGUUAAUGAUAAAAAGUCCUAAAUACAAAAUUGGGCUAAAGACUUUUCUAAUUAAGUGAUGAAUUUAGCUGCCCAUUGAAACUGCCUUUAAAAUCCAGGUGCACAUUAAAAUUUUAUUUAAUUUAUUUUCUAUGAUUUAUUCUAUUCAAGCAACAUAUUAGGUAAUAAUUAAGUUUGAGGUAUAACUCAAACUGCACCCA
This is a messenger RNA of Xiphias gladius (swordfish), 8824 nucleotides long. It is a transcript of the gene rhobtb4, whose product is annotated as Rho related BTB domain containing 4. Gene Ontology annotation, molecular function: protein binding; GTP binding; GTPase activity. The record is from RefSeq and is a predicted model, not a curated record. Lineage: Eukaryota; Metazoa; Chordata; Actinopteri; Istiophoriformes; Xiphiidae. Gene Ontology annotation, biological process: small GTPase-mediated signal transduction. The transcript is spliced from 11 exons. The coding region runs from base 550 to 2754 and encodes 734 amino acids.